Molecule: messenger RNA, 8442 nt
Organism: Nasonia vitripennis (jewel wasp)
Lineage: Eukaryota; Metazoa; Arthropoda; Insecta; Hymenoptera; Pteromalidae
Gene: by
Product: tensin-1
Exons: 23
Coding region: 1009-6357 (1782 amino acids)
Molecular function (GO): protein binding
Source: RefSeq, a predicted model, not a curated record
AGUCGACGCUAGACCGCGGGACGAGCUGGUCGCGCGCGCUCCUGCAUCGUUGUAACAGGCAGAGAUAUUCAAACUCGAACGCGCUUCCCGUUCGAUUUUUGCGAUACGUAAAUCACGCAGACGCAUACGAGUACAGACGCUUAAAAUAGGAAUUGCGCAUUCGCUCAUGUUCAUGAUCGGAGUAAUAAAAGCUCGUGUAAUGCAUGCGAUAACGAGCGAAAGAGGAAACUCAGCCGAUCUUCUUCCAUAAGUCUUGCAUAACGCCCCUGUCAGUGCGGAAAAUUCAAAUCGGCCAGCCGCGCGCGAUUAUUAUAAUGAAUUGAUAAUAGUGUGCAUAUAGUCCCCUCGGAGCAUGCGCAAGCCGGCGCGCGUUACUCGCGAGAAAAAUCUAGUGGUACACGCACAGAUCGCUGCAGUCGGAGAAGAGGCGCCGAGCGGUGCGAUUGUUCGAUCGAACGGAGGCUGAUGUCAUUCCGAAGAGAACUGAUCGUGGGGUCGCGAUCGAGUAAAUUGACUGUGGACUAGUGAUUUUUGAUUGGACGUUUUCGAGUGCAGUGACGAUCUUUAUUUUACCUUUGUAUCCAGUUUUUCAAGUCGUUCGAUAAGAUACGGUCGAUCGCUGAGGAACGAAUUAAUCAACGGACGCGCUCAAUCGCGAAGCCGGAGAGAUCAUGCCAACCGUCCGAGCUCAAGCGGCCCGCGGGCAAAGCGGCCGCAGACUCUUCGCGAAAUCAAGUCCGCAGUUGAGUCUACAUCGAAGCUAUUAGAUGCGCGGAGAGGAUGUAGAAGCGCCAUGAGCAUUCAUAACCACGCGGGACAAUUCAAUCAGCCCUGGCUUCGAGCUCGUAACUGCACUGCUGUCGAAGAGUGAGAUUAAUAUUUACAUCGAAAUUAAAAUCGAGGAAGCGCGUAGGAGCAUGAAAAUAUCCGAGGCCUAAGUAAUAAACCUAAUACAUCGGCAACGGGGAAAAGUUAACAUACCGAAGAAAGAAAAAAAGAGUCUGUAACAUGCCGUGGAUUAAGUGCCUGGGCGGCGGAGGCGGCAAGACCAGCCGAUCGGGUAGUCGCAAGCCGCUGAGCGUCAGCCAACCGAUUCAUCUACUCGUCAAGAGCGAUUUCGAGCCGCAAUGUCACGUCUUCCGUACCAAACGACUACGUAAGCCGCGACCAUGUCAGCUGUGUCACCAGGCGGUGAUAAAACAGGCAUCCUGCUGUCGAGUCUGCAAGUACAUCUGUCACAAGGCCUGCGAAGAUAAGGGCGCGAGGUUUCGUGACACUUCGCAGCAGAUCCACAAACAAUGGCAGGCGGACCCGGCCAGAGCCUUUCCGACGGUCGCCACGACCGUCGUCGCCGGCCAACAACAACAACAACAGCAGCAGCAACAGCAACAGACGCUGCAGCAACAGCAGACGGCCUCGAUGACAGGUGACGCCGCUUCCUGCUCGCCGAACUCGACGCCGAGCCCCAGCCCGAGCCCGACCAAUAGUCAGAGUGUCACGUGGGGUUUUAUGUACGCCGACCAUUGGCCAGGUGUCGAGGGAGGACAUCGCAGGGGCAGGAUGUUGCAGACGGUGGCGAACGGGUACCAGAACGGCGGGAACCACGACUACUACGCGAUCUACAACUCGCACAAUGGCAGCUACGAGCCACAGCCAAAGAACACCAAUACGCUUGCGAGGAACAAACAGCAGCAGAUGCACACAUCGACGCCGAAUUACCGACCAGUCCCGCAGCAGCGCACACCGGGGGUCGGAGCCGACGCCUCAACGGUGGCCUCCUCUAAGAGCAGCAGCAACAGCAGCAGCAGCGGCACCAGCAGCGGCCGCGUCAGCGAGGUCAUGGAGCUCUGCUACGUCACCGAGAGGAUAAUAGCCCUCUACUACAGGGAGGACGCCCGUGCUGUCCUGGAACACGCGACGGCCCUGCUUCGCGGGAAACACGCCGAUAAUUACAUGAUCUUCAACCUGUCGUCGUCGUCGGGACGAGCGGGCGAGCCGAACACGCGGGAGGCGGGUUGGCCCCAGGGAUUGGCACCGAGUCUGGAACGACUCUGCGCCCUUUGCAAGGAGCUGGACUCCUGGCUGAACGCCGCUCCGAAUCGCGUGGUCGUUCUUCAUGCGAGAGGCUGCAAGGAACGCCUGGGCGUAGCCGUGUCGGCCUACAUGAACUACAGCAGCAUCUGCGGGGGCCGUGACCAGGCGCUCGACAGGUUCGCCAUGAGGCGAUUUCUCGACGACAAAAUCGGCCCACUUAACGUCCCCUCCCACAGAAGGUACAUCGACUACUUCAGCGGUCUGCUAGCGGGUUCUCUGCGCAUCAGCCCGUCACCCCUGUACCUCACGCACCUGACGGUCUUGGGCGUGCCGCUGUUCGAACCGACGGGCUGUCGAGCUUUCCUCAAAGUCUACGAGGGACUGACGCCGGUCUACACCUCGGACCUCUACUCCGUGACCAACGCCCGCGAAUUCACGGUCAACCUCGGCGGCCUCAGGCUCAGGGGCGACAUCCUCGUCAAGUGCUACCACAGGAUCUACUCGAACCAGGGCCGCGAGGUCAUGUUUUCGUUACAGUUUCACACGUGCGUGAUAACGGAGAACGUCGUCUCGUUUCCCCGCUCGGAACUCGACGCAGCUUGCGACGACCCGAGGUGUCCACCCGACAGCGUGGUCACCCUCUACUUCGCGAACGACCCGAGGCGCCUCGACGGCCCCGUGCCGGCGCCCACGCCAGCGGUGCCUCACGCCUCGGCGCACCACGACCCCAUACUCCACUGGGACAGCUACACGAACCUCGAUAUGAGCGAUGACGAAGGCCGCGAGACCCCGUUGUCGCCACCGCCAGCCUCAAACUCGUCCCUGCAGACGUCACCGCGAGGUCUGGGCUACACCUGCGGUCCGAUCGAUGGCUCGCUUUACGCGGUGGUCCAGCAGACCGGCGGCGGAGCCGGUAGCGUUGCCGCCCGCGGCUCGCCACUGACCGUGUCCAUGGACAGCGGCAUCAGUAGCGCACCACCCCAGAGACCCAGUCCGCCCGAGAUCCACGACGCCGACGCACAAGCGCACGGCGACCUCGACAAGCUGCUGCAGGAUAUGAUGCUCACUGUUGAGUCUAUGCCAGAUCCUCCGAACGACGACUACAGCCGAUCUCUGCGCAACGGCCCGAGCAAGAUGUACAUUCAGGAAAGUCAGCCUCGCGGCUACACCAGUCAACCGAGCAACUCCUCGACCUACUCGACCCUCAAGGAUUCCUACCGCAGCUUCAACAGCAGCACCGCCAAAGAGUCCAGCCCGCCCUACAACUCCAGCAGCAACUACAGCACGCUCAAGCACAACUCCAGGCCGUCAUACGACCACGUGGACUACCAGAGAAGCUCACCCGACAGGAAGCAGCAGCACAGCGACUCCUCGUUCUCUCCCCCGGGUAACAUCGACUUCAUCGACGAGGACAUACCCUACCACGCGAGACAAACGAGUCAGCCUUUCUCAUACGGAGCCACUAACGAGAUGAUCAAGCAUCAGAAGCUCUCGUCGCCGUCGCUCGUCAGGAAGGCCUCCGUCCGAGGCACUGCUCCGGUAGUCGAUCUCGACGAGAUCCUCGGGGAGAGCAACGGUACUAACAACAGAAACGCCAGACCCAUCAGCCCGCUAGGCACCAACACGCCGGAUCCUCCGCCGGAAUUCGCAAAUGGACCUAGCACCAAAUCGCCGAAUAACGAUCAGGGAACCGACGGGAUGUCGUGGCUGAAGCAGCAGCAGUUGAAAUUGGCCGCGAGACGAGACGAGCGCAGUCCGGCGAAACUUUGGCGCCAGGAGACCGGCAACCGCAUGAUCGGCGAGCUGAGGAACGUGCAGAGGUCGAGACUGCGACACGACGGCUACGCCAGUGACUCUGCUGUGCUCGACGACGACGACGAUGUGUGGACGGUCAAUCCUAUGCAUGGACAGUCAAAUGGCCGACCAUCCAUGAACACAUCGGCCCCUGCGAGUCCUUUGCUUCCACAGCGCUCAGCUAGCCGGAAAUUAAACGGCAGCCUCGUCAACAGCAGUGCGAGCUUCAACCAGCACCAGAGCCGGCCCAGGGCCGAGAGCGUCAACGAACGACCCUUCGUCGCCGUCAAACGCGCCUACGAGAUCCGCAAGUACAACGACAGCCACAGCCCACCGCUGUCGGGAACCGCAACGCUGCUGCAUCAAAAGUACAACGGCACCAGCAACGGCACCGCGAACAGCAACACGCCUCCUCGGCCCGAGUCCCGCAGCGAUAGCUUUGCCCGCACCGAGUCGUUCCUGCGCGAGCACAGCCGACUACUAAGCAGCAGUCUGAGCAACCACAGCAACGGCGUCGUCAACCACGUGGCCUUCGACCUGGACAAGGAGGGCAGCGUCUCGUCGCGCUACCCCUCGAGGCCCGAGUCGCGCAACCAGUACUUCGGUCUCAGCAACGGCUUCGACAAAAAGGAGCCGGAGACCGGUACCACGAACGGAGGUCUCCUAGCCAUGGUGGACCAGCAGAACCAGCAGCAGCAGCAGCAACAGAAUAACCCGGCUGACCCUCUCGUGAGCCUCAUUCAGUCGCUGGCCGAGAUCAGACCGCUUUCGGGCUCGGUCGCAGCCAGUAACGACAAUACCACUACUAACAACGGCAUGGCCAAGCCCGAACCUUCGCUUCUACUUCACGCGCAACAGCAGCAACAGCAGGCCACCCUCAUAACAGUCGGCAGCAGUGCCAUUAACACGUUUACCAACACCCCUAACCAGUCGCCAAAAGCAUGGCAGAGUAGCAAUACACAGUCGCACAAUGACUCACCGUCAUCGUGGACCGAGAGGAGCGUCAGUCCAGGAAGCGUACAAGGCAUGAGCGGGGGUAGCGCGUCCCGACCCCAAACCCCGGCGUUCCCGGUUCACCCGCGCACCCCCUACGUCAACAACUCAUCGCCCACCGUCACCUUUGCCUCGGAUCGCCCGACCCAGCAUCAGCAUCAUCAGCAGCUCGCAGCCUCGAACAACAUGAACCACUCGGUCGUUGGCUACGUCAACAACAACAACGUCAGCAACAACGUCGAGGCGAACAACAAUAAUGCGAGCUACUCGGCUGACAGGGCGAUCUUCAUCGAAGAGCGCAGAGAGAUCAGAGAGACGGGUUUGCCACCCAAGAGUCCGACAACGCAGCGACGCUUGAGUUUUCCGGAUAGUGGCACUUUAAAUGAACCGCGUAACAAGCGAUGGCCACUCACUAAGCAGUCGGCGUCGUUCGACUAUAGCAAGGACCGGCCUGUCUCUCCGCUGGACGAACUGAUAAGUCACAACUCGUAUGGCCGAGGUCCUGGCACUCCUACCCACGUUGAUUAUGGGCACAGUCCAAAGAGCGCAGUUUCCUACACAUCGAUCAACAGCGCCGGCGGUCACUCAUCGCACAUUCAGUAUUACGGCUCCCGGCGAUCGAGCAUCCACUCCAACACCGAACCGCACGAGGUGGCCGACGCCAACGUCAAGUUCGUUCGCGAUACCAGCAAGAUCUGGUACAAACCCAACAUUUCGCGCGAACAAGCAAUCGCAAUGCUGCGCGACGCUGCGCCGGGCACGUUCGUCGUGCGCGACAGCAACUCCUUCCCAGGAGCUUUCGGUCUGGCCCUGAAAGUCGCCCAACCGCCCCCCGGAGCUCCGAGUAGUCCUAAGGAUCCAUCGAACGAGCUGGUCAGGCACUUCCUGAUCGAGCCAACGUCACGGGGAGUCAGACUAAAGGGCUGUGCCAACGAGCCCGUCUUCAGCUCGCUCUCGGCUCUGGUUUAUCAGCACAGCCUUAUGGCCAUGGCGUUACCCUGCCAACUGUUGCUCCCCGAACCCGAAGCCGCCGCCAGGGCCCUCGACUCGCCGGCUCACAAUAGUCCGCAGCAGCUACUCGCUCAAGGCGCUGCCUGCAACGUGCUAUACCUGUUCACGAUGGAUACCGAAUCGCUGACUGGACCUCAAGCCAUCAAGAAGACCAUUACGAUGCUGUUUGAUCAAAAACCCAGGCCCAGCGCUACCAUAGUGCACUUCAAGGUUUCGACGCAGGGCAUCACACUGACGGACAACGCUCGCAAGCUCUUCUUCCGCAGACACUACCCCACGAAUAACAUCAGCUACUGCGGCCUCGAUACCGAAGAACGCACCUGGGACUUUGUCAGCGGAGAGACUGGACGUGCUCUCAGCGAGCAUCGCUGCUUCGGAUUCGUUGCACGCAAACCCGCCCACAAGUCUGACAACCAGUGCCACAUAUUCGCGGAGCUGGAACCCGAGCAGCCGGCCACGGCUAUUGUCAACUUCGUCAACAAGGUCAUGAUGGGAAGCGCGCACGUCAAGGCCAACAUCGUCUGAGAAUGGCGUUAACGGCGAAUUUUAAAAUUAUAAUUACUCUGAAGCGUGUACCUUAGGACUACAGAGCAAAAUCUGAUUAGAUGAAAAAAACAAGCAGAGUCUUUAAAGGUGAUAGUACGAUGUUCACGUAAACAAAAAAAAAUAAGUAGAAAUUACAUAGCGGACUGUGGAUUCUAACUCUAAAGAAAAACAUGGUGGUUCUCAAAAUAUUCGUUGUUCUAUGACGCAUAAAGCAAAGUGUACGUUUUUUCGUAUAAAUGUCACUUUUUUGUCGAGUGUACCUGUUUCGUAAAUUUUACAAACGUUCCGAUUAGAUCGUCAAUUACAACUUUGUUAAAGUAUAUACAUUACGGAGGAGCCAAAAUUACAUUCGAAACAAGACUUGAAACAAAUUAUGCCCUACGUGUUCUAUUUAUGUCUUCAGAAGUAAUGAUAAUGCAAAGAAAGAAAUAAAUUCGUCGUUGUAACUAACUGUUUGUGCGCGUACGUAUAGUGAGACUACGCGUCGCGCAGAUGUAUGAUUUACAGGAGAAAAAAAGCAGCUGCGUAAUAUAUAUGUUUGUGUACUAUGGUUUGUAACUGUGGAAGCUAUACGGUAAACCUUACGAGAGUUUCAUUAGCCGCGCCGAGAGUCAUCGUAAUAUGCAUUACUAUGUAAACGCAAUGAAUAUAUAAUGUGUAGUUAUAUUUGUCGUUUUGUUUUGUCGAAACUACGAGAGAAGAUAAUGAAAUGUUUAUAACUGUAUAUAACACUCAAGCCUUAUGUAAGAAAGGUUGCGCCUAAAUCCGUUAAUCGGAUAAAAAUUGAAGCGACUGAAAAAUAUAGAGUCGGGAGAGAGCGUUUAAUUAAAAAGCGAUUACACGAUACGAGUAAUAAUAUAGCGAACGAAAUGAAAGGAGAGAAGAUCGAGGGGGUCUUACUGAAAACGAUUAUUUCGUGAAAUAUAAUACGAGAGAAACGAUUGCUUUUAACUUAAUUUGUAAAAUACUUAAAGAAUACACAUAGCGUCUGUAACGUGACAAAGCUGUAAAAUAAACAAUUUAAGUUGUGCCUUACAAAAUAAUAUAUUUACAAUUAAUAGAUUGUAUACCAUUUAAGUAAUUUAUAAUACUUUUAAUUUUGAAAUCAAAUUCUUAGUCAUAUCAAUUAAGAUUUUUUUAUAAUUAAAAGGUUUGAAUUACAUCUCUUAUUACUUAUAAGAUAAUUUUUAUUAACGGUCUUUUUUCUUGAAACAAUGGAGAGAAGAAAAAAGACGAUACCGUUGCGUUGAUAUAAAAGAGCCAGUUGCAAGUUUACGAUGUGAAUGCUAUCGGAGUAAUUUUCCAAGACCUAAAGAGAAAAGGAUAUACUAUACAUAUAUAUGUCUGACAGACGAAGCAUCACAAAUAUCUAAAGACGAUACCUCUAGACUCUUGCCAUUGUUAGAGCUCAAUCCUGUUAGAAACGACUUAGAAGUUACGAAAUUUGUUUUCAUCAUAUGAAAAGUAAAAGACGAAUCUCAAAAAUGUAACUCUUAUAAAAAAAAUGAUUAUCAGCAGUCAAUUAUAACGAGUAAAUAUAGGUACGACAAUACUUUUGACACGUUUUACCUUUCGCAACACAAGCGCUUGGUCAUUUAUUUUUUUAAUGCUUUGACAAAUCAUCGUUGCCAUCAUCAAUGUUUUUUGUAGCAAUAUGCGUCUAUUUUUCAGCCGAUGAUUCAUCAUGCUAUGUGCGUACUAGUCAAAAUUCGAGCAAUAAUAACGUCCGGUCGUUUUUACUUGUAACAUAUGAUGUUUUACGUAAAUAAUAUAUAGUUUUACGGCGUAUAAAUCCCGCAAGAAGAAAACGAAAUUGUCGAGAGAAAUUAUGGCGGUUCGCACGAUCAGAUUUAUAUCGUUGUAACAUUUUUCGCCAGUCCAUGUAUUACUAACAUAAUUUGAUUGUAUUUUUGUGUAAUUUAAUUUCAGUCAUUAUUGUAAUUAUUAAUUAUGUACGCUUUUACGAUAUAUGUUUGUGCCACGAGUUUAUUGUCGUACACGAGUAUAAGUACUACAUAAUUCCAUGUAUAACAAUAAAGUAUAUUCAGUGCACAAUACAUCAAA